CUAAACAACGCGUCGCUCGAUUCCAGUGUAGUCAACUGUCGCGUCGCGUCGCUCGCGGCAUGGUGUUAAGCUCUAUGUAUUUCACAUCAAUGGGAAAAAUCACAAGUUUCAACAGUUCAGUGGUGGGAGGCUGCCAGUGCCUGACAGGAUCUCUCCAAUACACACACCAAAGCAAACAAACAUCCUUUCCCUCGGAAGUUGCAUAUUUCCAUUAACUUGCUCUAUGGAUAAAACGCGUCCGUUGGUUUUCUUGUCGAUGGUGCUCGAUAUGUGUGAAAAUAAGCUUCUUUGCGCUGUUUUCUUAACUUCACUGCUUUCCUCAGCAUGCUCACAAAGCACAAGAUUUGUGCAUUCAGCUGCCUUAGAUGCGAAUGGAAGAUACAACAUUAAGUGGGGAUUUGACGAGUCAACGAUAACGUUUGAAGCAGAAGUGGAAACGAAAGGAUACAUCGGAUUUGGCUUGUCACCAACCGGUGCGAUGGCUUCGUCUGAUAUCGUAAUAGGUGGCGUGCUUAACGGAAGUCCAUAUUUACUGGAUUAUUUCACAGAUUCGAACAGAAAGGUCCAUAAAGACCCAAUGCAGAACUACCAGUUGCUGUACGGAAGGGAAAAUGAUACACAUACUGUCCUGGCUUUCACGAGAAACAUCCAGACGUGUGAUGACAAUGACAAAGUCAUUACGGGCAGUACGGUGAGAGUGAUCUGGGCGUUCCACGAUGAGGACGUGGGAGAGUCAGGACCUAACUACCACGGGAUGAACAGAGGGAGAAAGAGCCUACGGUUACUUAACCCUGGAACCAGCUCCAGCAUCCCUGCAGGAACAGCUUUCUUUGACCUUCAAAAUGAGAAGGUUCCUGUGCCUGAAAAGGAUACAACAUACUGGUGUCGAAUAUUUAAAAUCCCAAAGAUGAAGAGGAAACAUCAUAUAAUCAGAAUCGAGCCAUUGAUUCAGAAGGGUCAUGAGAAUCUGAUCCAUCACAUUCUGCUUUACCAGUGUGAUAGCAAUCUGAACAAAAGUGAGAUCAACCAGGAACACGAAUGCUAUCAUCCAAAUAUGCCAGACUCCUUCUUCACCUGUGAAACCAUCCUGUUCGCCUGGGCUAUCGGGGGAGAGGGCUUUACCUAUCCUCCACAUGUCGGAAUGUCUAUAGGAACCUUGAUAGAUCCAGUGUUUGUACAAAUGGAAAUUCACUUUGAUAACCCGUCAUUACAAAAAGGGAUAGUGGACAGCUCAGGUCUGCGCUUGUACUACAGCCCCAUUCUAAGGCGAUAUGAUGCUGGAGUCAUUGAGACAGGAGUGUGGGUCAGUCUAUUCCACAUGCUACCCCCAGGCAUGCAGGAUUACAUUACAGAAGGACACUGCACAAAAGAGUGUCUACAGGAGUCAUUAAACAGUGAGAUGCCCAGUGGAGUUCAUGUGUUUGCUGUCUUGCUUCAUGCUCACCUGGCAGGCCGUGCUAUCAGGGCCCGACAUUUCCGUCAACAGGUUGAGCUCCAGCCCCUGGCUUCAGAUGAGCAGUUUGAUUUCAACUUCCAAGAGUUCCAGCCGCUCGGCCAAGAAAGACUCAUUUUGCCUGGGGAUUCUAUAAUCACUGAAUGCAGAUAUAGCACUAAAGACAGAAUGAACAUGACCUGGGGAGGACUUAGCGCUCGGGAUGAGAUGUGUUUGUCGUACCUGCUUUAUUACCCCAGGGUCAACCUAGCCAGGUGUGAGAGUUUACCAGAAAUCACCGGCCAACUCAAGUUUAUCGGGGUCAAGAAGAUUCAGGAACCUGUUACAACUUGGCCCUUUAUGAUUGAGAGUCCUAAGAAAUUCAGCAAUCUGUCCUUCACGGAGGCUAUGGAUAAAUACAGAUGGACGAGGAAGAGAGGCAAAGCAUUUAAUGAGGUUGUUCGGAAACUCCCCAUGAACGUCCGCUGCUCCAAGAUCGGACAGGAUGAGUGGUCGAUUCAAGGUAUGAUCGUCUCUCCCCCCGAGCUGAAGUCAGAGCAGAAGUCUGUUGUGGCUCUGCCCUGUAGGAACGUCUCAGGGUCCCAGUUUGAAAGUUCCCUCAUCGCGUUCCUCAUUGCAUAUCUCCUGCUCAUAAUACAGACCCACAUAGACCUCUAAUGUCUGCUGUUAUCUCAGUUCUGUACUCCUAUACACACAUUUCACCAGCCGUUUACAGUACCAGCAACUCACAACAUGAGCUAAAGAGCACAAUGAAGCUGAUAUAAACUUUGGAGAUGCUGUAGUAUAAUUGCACUGUGUGACUCUCUUUUAUGGUCUCAAUUAAGUUUAUCAUUAACAUUGUGUUAAUACAACAUGGUUGCAAACAAUAUUGACGCGUUUAUGUUUGUCACAGAAUUUCAUUUGGUUCAUGCAUACUUAAGUAUUCAAACGAAAGCUUCUCCUGUAAAUCCGUCAUACAGUAUUAUUACCAUAUGUCUGAAAUAGGCCAGUAAACCUUCAUCUAACCUGUUGUGAUUUACAGAACGUUUUUGGAUUAACCUUGUUUGCUGUCAGAGUUGUUAUUAUCAACCACUUCAUCACAAGUGGUUUAUAUUUUAACCAGUUUUCCCUGAAUGACUUCACACUGUUAGUUUUAUUCAAAGUUAAACCUGCACUAAAAUUCACAGGCAUGCAAACACUUCUGUUUCUCUCAUUAUGAGCUAAAUUUGUUUUAUGAAUGAAUGCUGGCUUUAUAUUCCAAGCCAUUAAAGUUUUAUAUGCUGUCUGUGUCUCUUAAGCAAUAAAUGUUUAUUUCUUUUAAA
This is a messenger RNA of Paramisgurnus dabryanus, 2754 nucleotides long. RefSeq names its product monooxygenase, DBH-like 1 (gene moxd1). The record is from RefSeq and is a predicted model, not a curated record. Gene Ontology annotation, cellular component: secretory granule membrane. NCBI's taxonomy places the organism in Eukaryota, Metazoa, Chordata, Actinopteri, Cypriniformes, Cobitidae. Gene Ontology annotation, biological process: octopamine biosynthetic process; norepinephrine biosynthetic process; dopamine catabolic process. Gene Ontology annotation, molecular function: copper ion binding; dopamine beta-monooxygenase activity.